Messenger RNA from Physcomitrium patens, 1661 nucleotides. Lineage: Eukaryota; Viridiplantae; Streptophyta; Bryopsida; Funariales; Funariaceae. The record is from RefSeq and is a predicted model, not a curated record.
AGGGGUGAUCAAAGAGGAACCAUACCGGGGUCCAAUUGGAUGAUGCCAUAUCCAUCCAUGCAGGGAGGGCAACCGCAGCAAGGACAGCUCAUAUGCAGCGGGUGCCGCACCCUGCUCGUGUAUCCUCAAGGGGCCAGUAAUGUACGCUGCGCGCUUUGCAGUUCUGUAACGCAAGUGCCGUCCCACGGUACAGAGAUGGCUCAACUGGUUUGUGGCGGAUGCCGGACUCUUCUGAUGUACAUGCGCGGCGCCACCAGCGUGCAGUGCUCUUGCUGCCACACCGUGAACCUGGCGAUGGAAGCCCCCCAGGUGGCUCAUAUCAAUUGUGGCGGGUGCGGGAUGACGCUGAUGUACGCAUAUGGCGCACAGAGUGUGAAAUGCGCACUGUGCCAGUUUGUAACAACCAUCACGAUGCCGAGCAUGCGGGUCCAGCUGCCAUCGAUAUCGCAGCAGCCAAGGCCUCCGCAAGCCCAUGGCGGGCCACCUCCUGCUCUCACAUCGUCUCACACGCAAACCGUGGUGGUGGAGAACCCCAUGACGAUGGACGAGAGUGGGAAGCUGGUGAGCAAUGUGGCUGUGGGCGUGUCCACUGAUCGGAGGUAACGAUGCUAGCUGGCGAUUGUUUAGUUGCAUGUUUGCAGUGGUGAUUGGCUUGUGAUCGGUACCAGGUACAAAGUGUAGGAUAGGGCAGGCAAGCAACACAAGGCGGGGAGAUAAUCGAUGGCGAACCUGAUCAUACGAUGAAUGGUGUUCAGGGUGGUGACUCAAACCACUUUGAAUAAGGAGGUUAUGGUGAUGAUGAUGAUGAUGGGAAGGACAUUGAAGGCAGCGGCGAAUUUAGAGCAGGAAACCUCUUUGGGAUGGCGCCGCUGGGUGUUUCACACCUUCGAUUUUUAAUCAGUGGACAUUAUGCACGAGUUCUUUGCGUGACUUUACGGUGUUUAACUGGGACUACUAGCCUGCCACUUUGUUCUUGAGAGAUUAUGGGUGUUUUGAGGUUUUUGUUUUACCGACUUAGUUUUAAUUUAUUUUAUAGUUUUGAUGCAUGUGUUGGUCCUUUGUCUACGUUUAGAUCUUAAUUCUUAUUUAGCUUUCAGUCACCUGCAAUACCUGGUUAGUGAUUCAUUCAAGCUUGUCUCAGACUUUCGCAUGUGUAAUGCGAAAUAGCAUGAUGCGACUCGCUCCUUGCUAGACAUGCUUCCUAGUCGUUACGUAUGUAACUAUUCGUGAAUGAGGCUUUUGUAUGUUGUCAGAUCCAGGAAACUGGAAUGUAUUUAGGUAGAAUCGUUUCUUUGCUUUGUGCCUUCCAUUACCUCAUAUUGUAUUUCUUACAGGAAGUUUUCUAAUAUUUGUUUUUGAUUUUUGCUUUUAGGUUCUAAUUGGCAGUUUCAGGGUUCAACUCGACUGAUCUAACCAACUCUUUGUCUUUUGUGUAACUGAAGUCAUUGAGUGAUCUUUGUUAAAAGCUGACUUGUUGUAGGGGUGACAGUUGUUUCAGCAGGUGAUUAUUCUGCCCAAAAUUGUUUGAAGUUCAGUGAUUAGAUCUUGAUUUUGUAUGGCAAUUUUGGGGCCUCAUUGUCUUGCUGUUUUGUGAUGGUUGAUCGACAGAUUUUUAAUUAUGCUUAUAAAAUCGAUUAACAAGGGAACACAAAUUGUAACUA